UGAAAACAAAUUUUCAUUUAAUAAGAGAAGCAAGAGAACAAAGUAAAUUAGCUGGAUACUUGAGAUCAGAUAAUGAAACAAGAAAUGUUGGAAGAGCUAUUAGAACAACAAAAAUAUCUGACUGGAUAACUAGUGAUGGAGAUGAAACUCGUGAUAUGGUUGAAUCAAUAUCACAAUUAAUAACAGUCCAUUCAUCAUUGUGUGACACGAAUAUAUUGAUAAACAAAGCAUUUGGUUUACCAAUUCUUGUUGUUGCAAUAACUUGUCUCCUUCUUUUGAUAAUAACACCAUAUUUUUUAAUGAUGGAAGCAAAUUCAGAUCGUGAAAUGCUUUUUAUAAGUGUACAAUUACUUUGGUGUGCUCUUCAUGUAUUUAGAAUAUUAAUGGUUGUUCAACCAUGCUAUGCAACAACAACAAAUUCAAAAAAAACAGCAAUUCUUGUUAGUCAAUUAUUAAGUACAACAUGGGAUUCAGAAAUUUGUGAACAACUUGAAUAUUUUUCACUUCAAUUAAUACACAGACCAUUAGAUAUUUCUGCUUGUGGAUUAUUUUCAUUGGAUCGUGGAUUAGUUACAUCUGUAAGUUUAUAUGGCUGGUGCUUGUUAUUUUAA
This is a messenger RNA of Aphidius gifuensis, 611 nucleotides long. RefSeq names its product gustatory receptor for sugar taste 43a-like. Lineage: Eukaryota; Metazoa; Arthropoda; Insecta; Hymenoptera; Braconidae. Gene Ontology annotation, biological process: sensory perception of taste. The transcript is spliced from 3 exons. The coding region runs from base 156 to 611 and encodes 151 amino acids. Gene Ontology annotation, cellular component: dendrite; membrane; neuronal cell body. The record is from RefSeq and is a predicted model, not a curated record.